Molecule: messenger RNA, 1509 nt
Organism: Penicillium atrosanguineum
Lineage: Eukaryota; Fungi; Ascomycota; Eurotiomycetes; Eurotiales; Aspergillaceae
Product: ankyrin repeat domain-containing protein
Exons: 1
Coding region: 1-1509 (502 amino acids)
Biological process (GO): RNA processing
Molecular function (GO): RNA nuclease activity; RNA binding; protein binding
Source: RefSeq, a predicted model, not a curated record
AUGGCCUAUAAUGACGAUACGUGCGCACUUAACACCCCCAGGGGUGCUGGGGAGAAUAUCACUUCAUGUGACACUCAAUUCGAACUUGCCGAAAUGUCCGAGCUCCUGUUUCUGAAUCUUGAAUUCCUCGACGAUCUCACCUCUUCAACAAUGAAAAAGCUCGAGGAAGAAGAGGGAUUCAUGUAUCCAGAUCAGAAAUUCAUGCUCACCAAGGUCGCAAUCAGCGCAGGCAGCUUUCUGCACCAUGCGGCUCCCAGUACUACAUAUAGAGCUUCAGAGCUAAAGUGCUUGCAGAGGGUCAAUUCGCAGCUUCCAUUAAGAUCUAUUGAUGUUCCAUAUCUCUUAGACUUCCUUGCCGUGGCGUUGUGUAUCGCGAUCAGCCGAGGGUAUGACUUGGUCGUGAAGCGCAUUCUCACUCUGCCGGACAUCGACAUCAAUACCCGAAGAGCGAGAGAUCAGAGCCCUCUUGAAAUGGCUCUGAAGAAUCAGCAAUACUACAUCUUUCAACUUCUCCUUGCGGACCCUCGAACUAAAAUCAAUCAAAAGAACAAGCUCGGCCAAACCCUCCUUCAUCAUGCGGUAGAAUACAGGGAUCUUGUGGCUGUUCAAAUGCUUUUAGCACAUGAUGAGAUUGACGUCAACAGUCUGAAUGCUGAAGGAGAUGAUGUACUUCUUCUAGCUGUGGCAACCUAUGAGGAGUAUCUGCCCGGCAUUGGUCUCUUACCAAUUAUUGAACGCCUCAUCUCUACUCCUAGCAUCAACGUGAACCAGCAAGAUAGCGACGGACGAUCGGCCCUCUGGCAUGCUGUCGAUUUUGGCCAUAAGAAGCUUGUUGAAAUCUUUACACGUGCUGAUCAUGUUGACUGGAACCUGCCUGAUCACCAAGGCUUCACUCCACUUGCCCGUGCUGCCGAGAAUGGCAAUCUACACAUGGCCGGUCUCCUUUUACUGCAGUCUAGGGUAUGCGUCAACGCUGGUCUACGGCGGGUGGUGCCUCCACUCUGGGUAGCAUGCCGGGCAGGGCAAGAGUCAAUAGUGAGCUUACUUCUGGACCACAACUCAAUCAACAUCAACGAGAAAAGCCCAGAAGGAACCUCGUCUCUGCAGGUGGCAUUGACUAUGCACCAUCUGCCAAUCGUGCGUCUACUACUCGAUCAGGAAGGCAGAUUAGCAAUCAAUGAUCAAGGCCCGCAGUGUUGGACUGCUCUGAUUUUCGCUGCCGCUGGAGGCUUCUGUUGCGCCAUAGAUCGUUUGCUUGCAUUUCCUGGUAUCGAUAUCCAUUCAGUUGACGAUUGUGGCCGCGCAGCUUUGUGGUGGGCGGCAGCAGGCGGGCACACUGAGUGUGUCAAAUUGUUGAUCAAGCAACCUCGCUUGGAUGUUGCAGCUCGCGAUUUUAAUCACAAAAGCGCCAUGGACGUUGCAAAAGAGCGUGGCCACUGGGACACAGUUGGUCCACUUCAAGCAGCAGCGAUGUGGUACUUUCUUCUAUGGACUUUGUGUCGACGCUAA